CCCCGGCACCGCGACCGUCCGGGACGGGCCAGCUGCCCGCUACGCGCCAGCUCCCACAUCCCUCGAGAAUCCGACAGGCGAGAAAACCCUGGUUUCUGUGCCGCAGAGGAGGCGGUAUCUCCCGGCUCAUCAGCAAUCCCGGCGUCCGCGAGCAGUGGAAAAGUGCCGAGUGAGAGGUUCCCCGAUGGCAUCCCAAACUUAUGACGGGCUCACUGCAGCUCGGCCUCCAUGCAGGCCCGGUAGCGGAGCUAUCGGGGAAACACAGGACAGAGUUGAAAUCGGAGACGUCACACGAGGGGAACGUGCCCCCGAACACGCCCAGCAGCUGGAGAGCAACGCGGAUGCUUCAGCGACACAAGGGGAGCGACGCCAGAAUCCGCGGGUUGAAGAAUUCCUUCUUCCAGAGUUGGACAAUAAGCCAGAAGUGAGUCAAGUGUGGCAAAUCGAGAUGCAACAGGUGCAGCCGAUCCUACCAAACGGGUAUCACUUGGAGGUAAAACUAAAAAUCGUUAAAACAGAGGCAACGAGUGAUAUAUCAGGCUUUAGCUAUGAAAUAAAUAAUUGGGUGGUUCUUUUGACCAAAGUCGAAGCGGCAGCCAAUAACAACGGCACCACAAAUAGAGAUGUGCAAGUGAUUGUUACUGCUAAAGAUAACAAGGUCGACACGGCAGUGACAAUCAAGCACCCGCUGAAAGGAGGAGUCAGAGUUGCAAAUGCUGAUCAAAACACAACCGACGUAGGAGCUGAGGAUGUUGAUGUAACGACAGGAGUUUCCCCUCUGGGUUUAGGACGUGGCACGGGCACAGAGAAAACAGAACAGCUUGAAAACCCACUCACUUUCCCAAAGAUGGAAGCUGAAACGAAUCACAACAAAUUGACCGAGGCGCCGGUUAACGGAAGCACUUUGGCCGAACGUAAUUCAAGCUCCGCGAUAAAAGCCGCAAACAAAGCGGCCGGCGAAGUUCUCGAGAGCGCCCGAAAGAUUCCAAAAGCGCCGCGGACGGUGCCCUCCAAUGCCUCCGAGAAAGCCACAGCCUGCGACGCGGCAGAGGGCACCGGGAGCACGGCUCCACCGUUGGGUGGCGCAGAGAGCGCACCGUUAUUAACCUCCACGGCUCCGGAGCGGCGACGCAGAGCGGUGCGGCGAGAACAGGCCGUAAAAACAGCCAUCGCGCCUCCGCCAAGCACGGCGGAGCGCGGCGGGCCUCCUGUUCAAAACGGGGAUCGCGCCAAACCGACGCGAAACACGCAGCCAAAAUCCGAGGAUGCGACAAACGAGGGGCCGGAGAGCAACGCGGGUGCCCGCCGGGCAGAGGCAACCGCUCCGGCGGCCGGGAAUUUAACUCCCGAAGGCAAAUCUUCUAUAGACGACAUUAAAGACGUCUGCAUUGGUAUCCUUCACCAGGUGCACGAGAUAAACGUUGGGAGCGAACAGUCCAUUGCCGUCGGUGCUCGUGGUGCUGACCAGGCGAGUAAUUGGAGGGCAAUUGAAGUGGCAGGAUCUGGGACCCCUGCCAGCGAAAACACGCAGAGGAGCAAACCUCCUGUUGCAGUUGAGGAGGCAUCGCCAGCUUGUGGAGGUGUUCCAAAUAAUGCUUCGCACACGUCAAGCAAAGGAAUGCACAGGCGUGAUGGAGAGAAAGCGCUGGGCGUGCUGGAAUCAAAAGAUAAAAUAGGGGUGCCAAAAACGGGCGAAAUUAAAGAAUCAGCUGAGGAGAAUUGCAACAACGUGAUGAGACCUGAUGAGGAUGCUAUGGAAACACGCAGCUUCAACAAAUCCAAACAGAUAGAGAAUGGUUCCAUUGCCAUUUCACCCGAGUCACCACCUUUUAAGACACCAAAGCAAUCAACCACAAUGCAGAGCGGUGUCCAAGUGGCAUUGCCCGUACUAGCCCCAAAACAAGAUGUCGCUCAGGGCAGUGAUGAAGUUAAAACCGACAAAAGGGUCCCUUUGCUGUCAAACACCACUCUGAAAGAGACCGAAGGCAACAUGUGCUCUGAGGAGGCUAUUUCUGAAGCCACAACAAAUGUGUCAGCCGAUGGAAUCACCCCGGCUGAUGUCCAUUGCAGAGACACGCAAGCGAAACCCAAAAAAGGGUUAUUUUCAAUUUUCUCUUUUGAAAAGGAAAAAAAGUCACGUCAAACAGCGGCAACAAAUGCAGACAAUAAUAAACCAAACUCUUCGAGCAAAAAUGAAUGUUUUGCAGCCACAGCUGCAGAAAGGAAUGCUGAAUUAAUGGCCACAAAACCUGACGAGGAUGUGCAUGGGACGGCGGGAAAAGGUUUGAACUCGGUGGAUUUCACCGACACACAGCAGAACUCGUGCCACCCUGGAGUCCCCAACACACUGGCAUCAUCAGCUGGUGAUCCUGCAUUUUCUAGGGAUAUUCCUACACAGAAAAGUCACGAAGAUUCCAUCGACACAGCCAAGGAGAGUGAAGAAAAUGCAAAAGUCACCUCUGAUAACGUGGUGCACGGAACAGAUGGUGGGUCUGAACUUUUCCCAUGUGACGAGUCAGUGGGCGAGCCUCUAAACGCGCAGCCCCAACUCUGGUCACGAGUAGAACAGACCUCUUCUGACGGUGUUGCGGCUGAAAAAGAAAGCCCUGGAGGACUGACCGUGGAAAAACCUCCCGAGAAGAGAUGGGGGUUCUUUUCAUUUUUUUCCUUCGCCAGGUCCACCUCGAACAGCACGCCCCCACAGAGCCCACAGCCGGCCUCAGACAUGGCCCAGGAGGUGUGCGGAAACACGGUUCAAAGCAGCGCCGAUUUACAAGGUAGCCCUGAUGAUGGUACAACCCCCAGCACCGCACGGCCAAGUACGAAACCAGAAAAUGACAUUGACAAUCUGAUGGAACAAAAUCGGCAGCAUUCCGAGAAUUCAUCGACUGAUACAGAACAGCCAGAGAUUGACAAUGCAACCGCGAUGUCUCGCGAGGGCACCUCCGAUGAAAAGACGCAGCGGGAGGCAAUGACAGCCGUGUCGGGGGGCAAUGCAGGGGAAGUAGAAUGCCGAGAUGCAACUCGAGCAGACUCGGAAGCCCCAGGUGAACCCGGACACAUUCCUUUCAAAUGCAGUGCUCGCACAGCAAAGUCUGAAGCUGAGGCAAAUAUCGAAAAACCCAUUGACAGGUGUUCCGACAAAUCAAGCAGCCCAGAAGAGCCACAGGUUGCCGAAACAAUCAAUGAAAACGCUGCAGUUAAAUCUUCCGACAAGGCAUCUGCGACUGGACCGGAAGGCAAGCCUAGCAGAGGCUUUUUUACGCUGUUUUCCUUCAGCAAGUCCACCAGUAAAUCGGAUGUUUCUGAAACAGAAGAACACACGGACCCACCGGUGAGCUGCAGCGAAGAGGAGCCACCGGGAGAGGGAGAAUUCCUCGCCGCGGAUAGCCCGAUGGACGAAGAGAAGAACGGGACACCGGUGGGUACGAGCCAAAACAAGAAGACAUCCAGUUUCUGGUUCUUCCCUGAUAUUGGCUUCACAGAACCCAAACCGGAAGAACCGACGAGUUAAAGCAAUUAGGUUACAGUCCAUCAUUGCAGCAAUGUAUUCCCGCACCUCCGAUUCACAGUUGGCCACGUACGGUGUGAAAUAAGUUCAACAUACAUACAAUAUCUAGGCAAAUGAUGUUUGACGGGGUUUUUAAAAUUAUAUUGUCUGUUAAAAUAUAUGAAAUUAUUCAAAAGGAUAGUUUUUUCGGGGAAAUAUAUUCUCUAUCCACUGCUGGUUGGAGGCCUCCCUCACACCAUUGCCUUUCCUCGCUUCAUUCCCCACAGUCCAGUACCACUGUAGUGAUGAAGGAUGAUUACAAUCUGUCGAUUGGGAACUGUUUACGUACAGCUUGAUACCAUUUAACAUUUAACUAAGUCGUGUAAUAUUUAAAACGUGCCCUGGCAAGUGCAUCGCAAUUCAUGCAUAAGUGAAUUCCGAGUCAAAUAUCUUCACAAUACCAAAUUCCCAACGUGAGCAUAUACACGCAGCCAUUCGAAAUACAAGCUCUGGAGUGAGUCUGCACGUGUGUACGCAUCCGUAUUUGCCAAUCUCCAGGGCCGCAAUGAUGCGACUCCCCUGGUGAUUUGAUGCACUGCAUCGGUAACGAUUCAAUUCUUCAAUCAAAUUGUACGUGGGGUGGGGGAGUGGUAGUUGCCCUCAUGAUAGCAAAUGGGAGUGAAUUUAUUUAGGAUUAAUUCUGGGGGAAAAAACAAUGCAUCAUUUUUUACCUCUGCAAUGCCCCGACAUGUUCCACUCUCGAUAGGCAAGACAUUUGCAUUGCUAUAAACGUAUAAGGCAUUACAACGUGUGCUCUCAUUAGAUUAAGAAACACCUUCAAUAGUCGGUCGGCUUUUCGACUCAAUGAAUGCGUUUUUGAGUUGCCUGAAUGCUUUAUAUCCCGAGGCUUUUUCAUUAAUAGGUUUAAUAUGCAUGCACUGAUUCAGAAUGAUAAUGUAUCUUACAUUGUGCUAUGUGUUUCACUACUUUGUUUUUAUCCUGUUUUAGUUUCUCUUGGAAAUUACAUUUUUCACAUGGGCUCUCAAAUAGUUGUAAAUAGAGUAAUUGAUAUGGAAAUCAUGUAUGACACUGACCCACUGUAUUGCAAUGCUUCUUGACAACUGCCAGUUCAACCCAAUAAUCAGCAUUUACCAUAUUUUCAUAGUAAUACUAAUAAUUAUUAAACCUGUAACGUGCCACAGUGUUUGCUCACUCGCAACGAGAAUGAGACAGUGAGCCAGAACCAAAUUCCCCCAAGCUCUGCGGUCCUCUAUAUAAUAAUGCGUUAUUGGCCAAUCCAUAGAUUUUUUACAUGUGUGAGAAAACCCACAAUAUGUGGGGGGGGGGGCAACACUACCCCAUGUUAGUGUGUGUAUGUACGUUGAACUUCUUUCGCACCGUACGUAGCGAACCGUGCUAAUCGGUGGUGCGGGAACUAAUCGGAGAUGGAACAGGUGCCGUUCACAUUGUGCCGUACCGUAUUCUCCUGGCAAGCCAUGGUAUGGCACCUCGACACCCACGGGAAGGGAGUUUUACAACAUUUAUAUGAGCCACCAACUCUUGCCUCCACAGCGAUGGAUUACAUGCGCAUGCCACCAACACCCAGAAACAAUAUUGAUUUCCAAUCACAGCUCUUAGCAUUUUGCCUUGAUAGGCCCUUCAGAUGUCAGAGUUCUACGUCAAGAGCACUGCAGCAUAUUUAGAAGAUAGGGUAUGAUUUCUGCUCGUCUUUAUCUACGAACUAAAAUUUAAAUAUGUAGUUUGGCUUCAAUUCACAAAAAAAUCAAAACCAUUUUAAGAUGUACAAUGUUUAUUACCCAAGUUUCAAUGUAAUUAUCAGACAAAAUGUAUACAUUUUAACAAAUACUUGCCAAAAACUGGAUGAAGUACAUAAUACAUCUAAGUGCACAUCUGCACCCUCGUUCGCCAAUACCGAAAUUAAGGCUUGCCGAAUAAGUCAAGUGUAAUGGAUACAAUUAUAGAAGAAAAAACACAAAACAGAUGAUAACAUUUUACAUUUCACAUCAUAUCCAUGAAAUUUUAAAUGUAUUGAGUCCAGUGAACACCUUCCAUCGGUAUCCUGCAGGUGACCUCAGCGGCCGCUGAGAUCACCUGCCGCAUCGUCAUCAGGGCAUCCCGGUGUAGGGCAGCUUCAUUGGGUAGAGCGGCCCGUAGCGAUCCUUGUGCCAGAGCAGCUUGCGUUCAAGGAAGCGCACUGUGUCAACCGUGAGCACCAGCGUGUGGUACUUCAGCAUGCUGUACACGUUCAGCCCUGCAACACAACGGUGUGGUUAGCAGGGGUGCACGGCAUCAAUCGUCCAUGACAAACGACAACUUUGGGCGUGCACAGCCACCACCGCCAGCCAUCGAGCAGACUGCCAUGUCAGCAUUUAAAAAAAGGCAUUCAAAACUAGAUUACUUGGCUGUCCAGGCUAAAUGGGUUUAGGCUCGGACGUUUCUUUUAUCGUCUGGGUCUUUUUUUAAGGCUAUUUCAAGUGUGCUAUAAAAUAGCUUACCUAAUGCAGGCAUCACAGUGAUGGUCUUCAGUUUUUCUGUUGCCUCCAGGAUAUUCUUUGGCAUCUGUUCAUUCCUACAAAAACAUUCAAAGUAAACAAUCAUUGCGUU
This is a messenger RNA of Petromyzon marinus (sea lamprey), 6115 nucleotides long. The record is from RefSeq and is a predicted model, not a curated record. NCBI's taxonomy places the organism in Eukaryota, Metazoa, Chordata, Hyperoartia, Petromyzontiformes, Petromyzontidae.